AUGGAGAACUUGGCAUCUUAUGUUCCUGCUACCUUUUCUCCAUGGGCAGUCAUUGCAGUGAUUCUGGGGAUCCCUAGCCUACUGUUGAUGAAAACAUCUGGAUUCUUUGGUUACCAAUAUUUUCAAAAUAUCCAGCAAUCAGCUAGAAAGAUGGAUGACCUCACCAAAGAACUGGAGUUUUUCCUCAACAAAGUAGAAAACUUCACUGGAACAAUGAAGAAAAUACAAGAGGACAUUUUAGGGAAUCUUAAAAUCCAGAUUGAAAAGCUCUUUGGCAUUCUGAAAUUGAAGAAGAUGAACCAAGAUUGCUACCACCAAACUCUCAAGGCUGUGUCUUGGUUUAAUUGUUCUAAUCUUUGUGUCUCCAUGAAUUCUACAUUUUUACAAUCAGGAAAUGAUAUGCUAGUGGAUUCCAUGAAAAAGUUUACAUUAAAUGAUAACUGGAUUGGCAUCUCUUACCAAAGAGAAAGUAAUGAAUGGAAAUGGAUAGAUGGCUCUUCCUAUCCUUUUAGAGCAUCACCAAAGCCAGAACAGAAUUUCCAGGACUUAUGUGUAUAUAUAAAGUUACACACUAUGGAUUCAUAUCACUGUAAUAAAACUUUGCCUUGCAUAUGAGAGAAGAAGGCUUUUAGUGCUGAGAAUUAA
Molecule: messenger RNA, 645 nt
Organism: Vombatus ursinus (common wombat)
Lineage: Eukaryota; Metazoa; Chordata; Mammalia; Diprotodontia; Vombatidae
Product: killer cell lectin-like receptor 3
Exons: 7
Source: RefSeq, a predicted model, not a curated record